Molecule: messenger RNA, 909 nt
Organism: Didymodactylos carnosus
Lineage: Eukaryota; Metazoa; Rotifera; Eurotatoria; Philodinida; Philodinidae
Source: the annotation of a GenBank genome assembly
AUGAUAAUAGCUAACUGUCGAAUGUUACUUUGUCAAGCAUAUCGAGAUAAGUAUUAUCAGACUAGUUAUCUAAAAAUGGCUUCCGAUGAUAAACAACAGAUACAUGACGAUAUUGUUGAACAAAUUCUAUCUGCUAGUGUAGAACAAGUAUCGAUAAAUGAAAAUCUUCAAUCUACUGUAAAUCAAUAUAAUAUUUGUGAUGAUUGUUCAAUAUGUGAUUUAACCGUUCAACUUCAAGAAUCACAACAACAUCAUUCUACUACAACAGAUGAGAAUAACACUGAACAACAAGAUGAAAAACCACGUCAUUUGUAUUUAUGUUCAACAUGCUCAGAACGUCGUCGUCAACAAGCAAGAAAAGUAUUACAAGAUUUAGAAAAAUUACAACAAGAAGUUGAAGAACGUUUAUCAGCUAUUGAAAAAACAGAACGAGAAUUAGAUGAAUGGAGAGAUCAACAAUUACAAAAAAAUCGAGAAUUUUGGGAUGAAUAUCGUCGCCAGGUUGAAAAUUUUAGUGCGUGUCGUAUACGUACAUUGCAGUAUGAAUAUCAAAUGCGUGAAAUGAAAACACAAUUACUUAUGAAACGUUUAAAGCGUGCAAAAUAUAUUGCUGAACAUAUUGAACAAUUACGUGACGAAUUACAUAUUGAAUUAGAACCGUCAAUUUUGGAAUUAUUAUGUUCAGAAAAAUUAAAACAAAAUUGGGAUGACAUUGUCAUACCCACAACGGAGAGUAGUACCACACCAUCAGCAACGACAACAACGACGCCUAUACAAGACAAACAAAAAUUUUUAGAUGAAAUAUGUCAUGAGCUGGAUAAAUUGGCAUUUUUGGAUAAACUAAAUUUGGGUGCGGCUGCUGACGAGGAAGAAAAAGAGGAGUUACAACAGCGUGGUGCUAAAGUUUAG